Messenger RNA from Oncorhynchus nerka (sockeye salmon), 4343 nucleotides. RefSeq names its product cytosolic arginine sensor for mTORC1 subunit 2 (gene castor2). Lineage: Eukaryota; Metazoa; Chordata; Actinopteri; Salmoniformes; Salmonidae. The record is from RefSeq and is a predicted model, not a curated record. The transcript is spliced from 9 exons. Bases 280 to 1272 code for a protein of 330 amino acids. Gene Ontology annotation, biological process: negative regulation of TORC1 signaling.
ACCAGCUGCUGGACUAUUCCAAUCCCUGUCGGAGAGAAUACACGGGGACCGACAGUCAUUCUCUUCCUCCCCGUUUACCUCAUUGUGAUUAUUUUAUUACACCCUGCUCUAUUUUACCUCUCUUUCAUUCUUUUCCGAAGUGGAUAACUUGUCCUUCUCCCUCCCUUGCUUUCUGCUACGUUUCACGGUUUUUAUAAGCUAUAUAGGUGUAUUUAUUUGUUUUUUAUUAGAAACGAUAUACAUUUAUGUCUUAGAUGUUCCUCAAAUGAGAAGACGCAAAUGAUGGAGUUGCAUAUUUUAGAACACAGCUUGAAAGUAGCGAGUAUAGCAAAAGAGGGCAUUCAGAUUUGCACUCACGGAUUAAUCAAACUCGCCUUCUUGCCCUCUAAAACAAGAUGCAAGUUUUUCAGUUUGACGGAAACUCCGGAGGAUUAUACCAUUAUCGUCGAUGAGGAAGGCUUCAAAGAACUGCCCGAGUCGGAGCACCUUAGUGUCGCCGAGGCCACGUGGUUGGCUCUCAACGUGGUGUCGGGGGGCGGGAGCGCCACCAACUCUCAACCAAUCGGAGUCACCAAAAUAGCCAAGUCUGUCAUUGCCCCCCUGGCAGACCACAACAUUUCUGUGUUUAUGCUGUCUACCUAUCAGACUGACUUUAUCUUGGUUCGAGAGCGGGACCUGCCCAUGGUCAUGCACACCCUGUCUUCUGAGUUCACCCUGCUGAGGGUGAUCAAUGGAGAGACCGUGGCCGCCAACAGCCUGGGAGUCACCAAUGGCUUUGUCAAGCCUAAACUCGUGCCCCGUCCCAUCAUCCACCCUCUUUCCAGCCCCAGUAACAUGUUCUGUGUGACCAGCCUGGACCCGGACACACUGCCCUCGGUGGCCACCCUGCUCAUGGACGUCAUGUUCUACUCAGGCGGCAUGAAGGAGCCCGGGGCGUCUAGCGAGGACUCUGGUCACAUCCGCUUCUUCUCAUUCUCUCUGAUUGAGGGCUACAUCUCUCUGGUCAUGGAUGAGCAGACCACACCACGGUUUCCAAACAAUGUCCUCUUCACUAGUGCUUCAGGGGAGCUUUGGAAAAUGGUUCGCAUUGGAGGACAGCCUUUAGGAUUUGACGAGUGCGGUAUUGUGGCUCAAAUAUCGGAACCCCUGGCGACUGCUGACAUUCCAGCUUAUUACAUCAGUACCUUCAAGUUUGACCAUGCCCUGGUCCCAGAAGAAAACAUCCAGAGUGUGAUUGGAGCUUUGAGGACCAAUGAGAGCGCAGGACAGUGAAUGGGAGAUGGGAAGAGACAGUGAAACUAGGGAGCCCUGUGCCCUCACACCCACACGUUGUUUUAUCAUGUCGAACUCAUUUUUUUUUUAAGUGCCAAGAGCGUAUCAGUGGACUGCUGUGGGGGGUGAUUCUGGGAACAGGGUAAUGUAAUGCUUGGGUGGUGUAGAUGGGGUACAGGGGAAGGACGGUGUGUGUGUGUAGGGAUGCUUUUGUUCAGCGAUCAGCAACGUGCCCCUCCUACGUGCCAACUACGCAAUCCUACCCACCACAUCACCCCCUUGACCAUCCACUCUUACCCCAAACAACAUCCACUUCUUUGGGGACCCAAAGCUAGGGUAACUGCAGUGGGUUUUUUAAAUUUUCUCUCGCUCUCCUUUUUCUUUCUCCUCUCCCUCCCCUCACACCAUUUCACCAUGUCAACGCGGCCUACUAAGUUUGGGCCUAUCUCUUCGACACCAGCCCGGAAUGCUGCGACCCGGCCGUCACCUCCUUUUACUUUGGCACCCACGCGGCCAAUGACAGCCUAUACUGGUGCUUUAGUAUACCACACUUUCCUUCCUUCCUUUCUCUUCCCAUAACAACCAUACUGUAUUGGUCACCAGUUCUCCCCAUAACAACCAUACUGUAUUAGUUAUCAGUCCUCCCCAUAACAACCAUACUGUAUUAGUUACCAGUUCUCCCCAUAACAACCAUACUGUAUUAGUUAUCAGUCCUCCCCAUAACAACCAUACUGUAUUAGUUACCAGUCCUCUCCAUAACAACCAUACUGUAUUAGUUACCAGUUCUCCCCAUAACAACCAUACUGUAUUAGUUACCAGUUCUCCCCAUAACAACCAUACUGUAUUAGUUACCAGUCCUCCCCAUAACAACCAUACUGUAUUAGUUACCAGUUCUCCCCAUAACAACCAUACUGUAUUAGUUACCAGUUCUCCCCAUAACCAUACUGUAUUAGUCACCAGUUCUCCCCAUAACAACCAUACUGUAUUAGUUACCAGUCCUCCCCUUAUUACAUUUACAUUUAAGUCAUUUAGCAGACGCUCUUAUCCAGAGCGACUUACAAAUUGGUGCAUUCACCUUAUGACAUCCAGUGGAACAGUAGUGCAUCUAAAUCUUUUAAGGGGGGGGGGAAAGAGAAUGUUCUCUACAAACAAUUAUCAAGAUUUCCAUUAUUCUUAUUAUUUAUUUUUCUCAGUGCCAAGUCGUUUUAAAGACCAAUGCCUUGUCUAACUCUGUGUGUUUGACCUUGAAGGUGACAUUUCUGAGUUGUCGUUGGUAAUGACACAACAUAGUGUGGUUUUGUUUUUACAAGUUAUUGAAUAAGCUUUUAAUGUCAAGUCCUGAUGAAAUUCUCACUAUGGAAACUCUUCUUAAAGUAAUCCAUUUCGGGGCUAGAGUUCUCAUUGAAAUGCCAUUUAGCUGAAGGCUAGCGAAUAGAUUGCAGGGACUGGGGCAAGAUGUCAAUGGUCCUAAACUCUGGUGACCUGGAAAGCAGAUCAGAUUUGUCAGAUGGGAAAAUGAAAGAUUCUGGUGUUGAGUGUUUAAAUUACAUUUACUGACAAAUCACAGAGCCACUGUUAUGUAGGACAUAUCAUAUAAACAACAUUCUAGUUGGCUAUAUAUAAGCCAGUUUUCAUGUAGUAUCGGUCGUUUUGGGAGAAGUAGGUUAUCGUUUUGCAUCAAGUGCCACACCAUGCCUGACACUAAACCAGCCCUUUACCACAAACUAGUAGAAUAAGGAAAAGUGGUGGGGAAAUGUUGGUUGGGUUGUGGAUCAUUGAACCAGCCCUGCAACCCUGGUCAGUUUAGGCCUUCAGCUCACCUCCCAUUCCCUCCUACCUCGCUCCCUGCCCCCUCACCCCAGUCUGCACUUUAAUACAGGUCCAUCCUGCUGUACUGAUGUGAAAACGGGGAAGACUAUUUUACCCUUGAAGGAUUCUCUUGAGAAGGUGAGACUAUAUUGGUCUUAAUGCAUUGGUGUUUUUUUUUUGUCUGCACCAAGAAAAAGCUUGCUUCGUCAGUUAGCUUUGAUUAGCAGAAACCAUGUAGCUAUUAAUCAGUGUUAAAAACAUAAAAGGGUGAUAUAAAUAAAAAAUGCUUUUGUUUUCAUGUUCUAGUGUUUGGUUUCUCAAGGCCUUCCUGUCAUCUGUACUGUUUUUUUUUGUCUUCAUUUCCAACAUUGGUCCCCCAGACCCAUUGCAUAUUCAAAUUUCAUCAUCUCACCAUUAUCCUAAUUUAGAUUUAAUAUAAUGGAUUCUGAAAGGAACUUGCAGCUUUCAGCAAUAAUGUGAUUUUUAUAUUCAAAUCAUUGGUUGAUUUACAUUGGGCUGGAAUGUAAACUCCUAUGCAUGGGGUCUUGGGGGACUGCUGUUGGAGCCCUUGUAUUGCUAGAUGCUGUACCAAACUCUCUAUUAUUGGCUUUUUAGUCCAGCAUUUUUAAAAAUUCUUUGGCAGGGCUAGGUUUCCCACUUCAAUGCACCCUGCUUAUAAAGAAUCAAAAGUGAUAGAUUGAAGUGGUAAAACUGUGGGACAUAAUCAUUCCUAUUACUUACCUUGCUUUUCAAGAAUCAAUCAUUUUUAAGAAUGAAAUCAGCCAAGGCAGAUGUGAGUCUUAAAAUAACACUAUGUGAUGGAGAAAAAUGCAACAGUGGAUUUUUACUUUGUCGCCCUAUAAACAGACAAGACGGGAUUCAAACACACCACAAUGUGCCGACAUCGCACUUGAAAUCGGUGACGGCUUUAUCUAUCCCUUCCAUGCCGACGCAUUUGUUAGCUUUAGCUUCUAAGAUUUGUCUGCCAUUUUAAAAUGUUCUCGCUAAUCAUACUAAUUUGCAAAAAAAGUUUGCUAAAGGUGGGAGAAAAUAUUCGGUAGUCAUGAUCAACCAUACCCCUCACUACACUUGUCUUUUAAAGACAAUUUCCCUUAAAUCAAGUGCAGUGCGACCACGGCACAUUGCGGUUUGUUUGAAUCCUGGCCCAAACACUUACAUUUGACCUCUUUGUUGAAGGCGUCUUGCAGUGCAAUAACAUUGUGGUCUGACAUUGGUAUUACAAAUAAAGCUUGUAUUCUAUA